CACAUAGCCUAUUUCAACAGUUGCCAAGAUGAGGUCGGUUGAAUUACUGGUGCUCCUCUGCUGCUCCUUCUGGCUUAUGAUCGGGGGGAGUAUCUCGGUGAGCAACGACGCCUGGCUACGUCCUGGUUGCCAUAAAGUUGGAAAUACGCGAAAAAUGUCCAUCCCGGAUUGCGUGGAGUUUAUCAUAACGACCAACGCGUGCCGUGGAUUCUGCGAAUCCUACUCGGUACCCUCCGUUUCCUGGACAGGAGCAUCGACGGCUGCUUUAUUCAAGCCACCCAAGCCAGUUGUGAGUGUUGGCCAAUGCUGCAAUAUGAUGAAGUCAGAGGAGAUACAACGCCGCGUGUUAUGCAUUGAAGGAAUUCGAAACGUUACAUUUAGAAGUGCAGUGUCCUGCAGCUGCUAUCACUGUAAAAAGGAUUAGGAGCAAGUAGAAAGUGCCUGAGCCAUUUAUUAAUACGAUUACCUUCCUACAUAAUUAAAUAUGAAAAAAAUUA
Drosophila suzukii is the source of this 497-nucleotide messenger RNA. The record is from RefSeq and is a predicted model, not a curated record. NCBI's taxonomy places the organism in Eukaryota, Metazoa, Arthropoda, Insecta, Diptera, Drosophilidae.